CCGCUCGCAUAGUCGCGCUGCUAAAUGGUUCGGGUCAAACCAUUACGGGUCCUGGGGUUGCCUCGAAGGUUUCAUACUCCAUCAUACUACCCGUUAAAUCCCAAACCGGUGAAGAGUUUGCUUUGCAGUUUGCUCAUCAAUGGCGCCUAAAGUUCUCAUGGUGGCAGAAAAGCCCAGCAUUGCUCUGUCGAUUGCGUCUGUACUCUCUGGUGGCCAAAUGUCAACACGGAGGGGUAGUACUGAUGUGCACGAGUUUGAUGGAAUGUUUCUUGGUUCUCGUGCUCAGUUUAGAGUGACUUCAGUGAUUGGUCAUGUGUUCAGUGUAGAUUUUCCAGCAUCAUAUCAAGAUUGGGCAUCUACAGACCCUUUGAGUCUUUUCCAGGCACCAGUUCGUAAGGCGGAGACAAAUCCAAAGGCUCACAUUUGUAGGCAUAUAAGCCAAGAAGCUCGUGGUUGUGGACAACUAGUGUUGUGGUUGGACUGCGAUCGUGAAGGAGAAAAUAUAUGCUUUGAAGUGAUUGAAUGCACUGGAUUUCCAUGGAAUGAUGGGAAAAGAGUUUACCGAGCUCGAUUCUCUUCUGUUACUGAAAAGGAUAUUCUGAAGGCCAUGAAUAGCCUUGUUCUGCCUAACAGAGAUGAGGCAUUGUCUGUAGAUGCACGUCAGGAGAUUGAUCUGAAAGUUGGAGUUGCAUUUACACGUUUCCAGACCAGCUAUUUCAAUGGGAAAUAUGGCAAUCUUGAUGCAAGAGUUAUCUCCUAUGGGCCCUGUCAAACUCCUACCCUUGGAUUUUGUGUAGAACGCUACCUGCAAAUUACCACAUUCAAGCCGGAGAAGUUUUGGAUGGUGCAUCCAUAUAUAAUGUAUAAGGGAUAUGAACUUAAAUUAGGAUGGGAACGCAACAGGUUGUUUGAUGCAGACGUUGCUAUGAUGUUUCGGGAUGUAAUAAAAGAAGGUGGAAUCAUGAAAGUUGUUCGUAUAUCUGAAAAUCAUGAGUCCAAAGCUCGCCCUUCUGGUCUGAACACAGUUAAUCUUUUAAAGGUUGCUUCAAGUGCAUUAGGCUUUGGCCCGCAUUUGGCUAUGCAAUUAGCUGAGCGUCUAUAUACACAAGGUUUCAUCAGCUAUCCACGCACAGAAAGCACAGCUUAUCCUUCUUCUUUUGACUUUAGAGGCACACUUGGGGCAAUGGGACGUAAUCCUGUUUUUGGUGAUUAUGCACAGAAGCUGUUAUCUGAAGGUUAUCCUAAGCCACGGGCAGGAACUGAUGUAGGCGAUCAUCCUCCAAUUACACCAAUGCGUUCAGCUGCCGAAGAUACGUUGGGGAAUGAUGCUUGGAAGCUCUACCAGUAUAUUUGUCAGCAUUUUCUUGCAACUCUAUCUCCAGAUUGUAAGUAUAAAAGGAUAAAAAUUGACUUUGAAUGCGGUGGAGAGUUCUUUAAUUGCAUUGGGCAUCUUGUCACUGCAAAGGGAUUCACAUCCAUUAUGCCUUGGCUUGCAAUUAGUGAGAAAAACCUCCCUGAGUUCAGUGAAGGGGAGAAAAUAGCAAUUUCAAAAGUUGAAUUAGAUGAGGGAAACACUUCGCCUCCUGAUCACCUCAGUGAAAGUGAGCUGAUCUCAUUAAUGGAGAAACACGGAAUAGGAACUGAUGCAUCUAUUCCUGUCCAUAUCAACAACAUAUGUGAACGCAAUUAUGUCCAGGUACAGGCUGGAAGGAGAUUGGUUCCAACUCCUUUAGGUAUCAGCUUGAUAAGAGGCUAUCAAUGUAUAGAUCCCGAUCUCUGUUUGCCUGACAUUCGCAGCUUCAUAGAGCACCAGAUCACUCUUGUAGCUAAAGGUCAAGCAGAUCAUUCUUUGGUUGUGCAGCAUGUACUGGAACAAUUUAAAAGGAAGUUCAGCUAUUUUGUUAAGCAGAUUGAAAAUAUGGAUGCAUUGUUUGAAGCACAGUUUUCUCCUUUGUCAGAGUCUGGGCGCCUAUUGAGUAAGUGUGGCAAAUGCUUGCGCUACAUGAAGUAUGUAUCUACGCAGCCAUCGCGACUAUACUGCAAUACGUGUGAGGAAGUUUAUUAUGUUCCUCAAAAGGGAGCAGUCAAGCUCUACAAGGAACUAACAUGCCCUCUGGAUAAUUUUGAGCUACUAUUGUGUAGCAUGCCUGGCCCAGAGGGCAAGUCAUUUCCUUUCUGUCCUUAUUGCUACAACUGCCCCCCGUUUGAAGGCAUCGACACACUAUUUGGUGCCCCCAAAUCAGGUGGUACCGCUGGGGCUGCCAAGCUGGGGAAGGGAGUUGGAAUGCCUUGCUUUCUGUGUCCGCACCCAACGUGUCAGCAUUCCAUGAUAACGCAAGGGGUCUGUGCCUGCCCAGAAUGCAGUGGAACACUUGUCCUUGAUCCAGUUAGCGCUCCCAAAUGGAGGCUAUAUUGUAAUACAUGCAAUUGCCUCGUGUUUCUGCCCGAAGGGGCCCAUCGGAUUGCCACCACUAGAGACCGGUGUCCAGAAUGUGACUCCACCAUAAUAGAAGUCGACUUCAACAAGAAAACAACUCCGUUGAAGGAUGGAAGCACGCUUCAUAAGGGGUGCAUUCUCUGCGACGAGCUUCUGCAUUCAAUCGUGGAAAUGAAACACGGGAAAUCGUUUUCUAGGUAUUCAAGGGGAAGGGGAAGGGGAAGAGGAAGAGGAAGAGGGAGGGGACGUGGGCGAGGCGGUAGAAAACAGGAUCCCAAAAUGAGUUUCCGAGACUUCUAGCUAGUUAGUACUAUUGAGUUUUAUGUGUCACUGGUUUUUCAUUAGAGUAUGCAAAAUAGGGUAAAAUUAUUCGUUGUAAUAGUAUACUAGUGGAUGGUUUGGCCACUUUUCUUUUUUAGCUUUCAUACCCUUUGUAUUGGAAAAAAAA
This is a messenger RNA of Ipomoea nil (Japanese morning glory), 2885 nucleotides long. RefSeq names its product DNA topoisomerase 3-beta. The transcript is spliced from 15 exons. Gene Ontology annotation, molecular function: DNA binding; DNA topoisomerase type I (single strand cut, ATP-independent) activity. NCBI's taxonomy places the organism in Eukaryota, Viridiplantae, Streptophyta, Magnoliopsida, Solanales, Convolvulaceae. Gene Ontology annotation, biological process: DNA topological change. Gene Ontology annotation, cellular component: nucleus. The record is from RefSeq and is a predicted model, not a curated record. Bases 140 to 2737 code for a protein of 865 amino acids.